AUGAAUAUAAAUCAGAUUAAUGUUGUUUCAGCCAACGAUGGUGCAAACAACAUGCAAAGCUUAGAUGCACCUUGUGCUAAAAUUUUAGAAAAUGAAAAACCAAAGCAAGAGAUUUCUCCAAGUCAAAAUUGCUUGUCGGUGAUUCUCGGGCCGUCAAGUCAUAAAUCCGCAGCCGAUAUGAGUUAUAAUAAUACUUUAGAAGUUGAUGAUGACCCUGGUGAACAAAAAAGGGUGAAAAGUAUCGGUGAUAUUCCGAUUUUUAGAACAGUAAUUGAACUGGAGAAACAAUCGUUCACAUCAGAUUCACAAGUCAACAAUGAUCUCGCUAAAAAUAACAGUAAAGCUGACAAAAGUUCUGUCGUUCCUGGCAGCGAUCCAGGUUGA
This is a messenger RNA of Scutellospora calospora, 384 nucleotides long. The record is from the annotation of a GenBank genome assembly. NCBI's taxonomy places the organism in Eukaryota, Fungi, Glomeromycota, Glomeromycetes, Diversisporales, Gigasporaceae.